AAUAGCGUUGGCGUUUCUUUCUCCUCUACCUGCGGUCGCGAACUAGGUGACAUUCAAGAAUAUUGGGGAGGGAAGAGAAUGAUAUGAGUUCUGUUCUCUCGUCCAUCUCAGAGACUGCAAGCUUACAGGGAAAAGGAUAGGAUCAAGCGUACAAAAUGAAAACGUAGAGCACCAUCAUUGUUUGUGAAAGUUCGCUUUGUUAGCCACUCCUGCACAUCCUGAGUUCCGCACACUGACAAACUGACACAUUAGAGCGAUCAUCUUCGAGAAUGUGCACAGACCCUUUCAGUGCCCUUGAGAUUUAUCAAGCCUUGACAGGCACCCUCGCUCGCACUCGACGAACAUUGCCUCCUUGCCUACUAGCUUCUCGCUCUCUUCUUUCCUUUUUAUCUCCGAUUCGGCACGCCUGGACGACCCAUGAGUUCCAGUUUCAGCUCUUGCUAUAAACCCACUACGAUGCGCAGCACAAGUGACAUUGUGGCAGCGCAGCAGUCCAGCACCUGCCUGUGCUGGACUGCUAUUUGACCAAUCGUGGACGACGAUUGUUAUUUCCCCGUCACUCCUCGCAACUGUGCACGAGGCGUUUCAUCGCUUGAUGCUCAUUCGCCAAGUAACGCGCGAUGACGACUCUUAUAUUAUUCAAUAUAUACGUGCAUCAUUCCUCUUCUCUCUCCUACAACCCCUUUACCCUCAGAAACCUUUAUGAGUUUAUCAAUUCAGUCAAGCUGUGAGAAUUUGGUACUUUUGUAUCAGAUAUUGCUAGCAGUGACAUGGUCUCUGGUGGGGUUUUCGUCAGUGGAAGCAGGAUCCGUUCGGCUGAAAAAUACUGGCAGCAUUAUGGUGAAAAAUAUUUUGGAUAAUUAUUACUGUAUAAUAGACUUUGGGAUCUUCGUCUAUGAAUUUAGAUUUGGCUAUGGCUCAUUGGCUGUAGGUUCGAAAGUGGCAAAGAAGACUUUUUCGGGUUGCGAGGUAGUGAUCCCUCCCAGUUGAAUCGGGUUGAUAAUACUGCAAUAAAGCUGAUGAGAGAAUUUGCCAUUAGG
This is a messenger RNA of Marchantia polymorpha subsp. ruderalis, 1040 nucleotides long. Lineage: Eukaryota; Viridiplantae; Streptophyta; Marchantiopsida; Marchantiales; Marchantiaceae. The record is from the annotation of a GenBank genome assembly.